This is a messenger RNA of Symbiodinium necroappetens, 4992 nucleotides long. The record is from the annotation of a GenBank genome assembly. Lineage: Eukaryota; Dinophyceae; Suessiales; Symbiodiniaceae.
AUGCACACGACGGCUGAGCUCAUGUCUUUUGGUAGGCCAGGGUCAGCUAGCCCUCUUCGUUCUGAAGGUUGGCGCAACGCAAGUAGGCUGCUUGGCUAUUUCGACUUGAAACCGCCUGUAGGCUUCGAGCUCGAGAUCUCAGGGACGCAUCAGGCCUUGGAGGAUAUCACUCCUGCAGACCCGGUCGAAGUAGAAGAUAUGCCAAGUUCUAUUGAAACUGCCCUCGAUGAACUGCAGGACGCAAGGGAAGAGGAUGAUGUCCUUCGCCACGGCCAUAUCAUUUUGCCGGCUGUGCAACCCGACAACUCCUUUGCGACUGUGCUCGCGCUUCCGGAUUGGACUGCAGACUGGCUAGGCUUAUACACAUGUGUUCUCAUUGACACCAGAGCCCUUGAUGGGCGCCUGUUCGCCUGGAUUGUUCAGACCCACACCACCCGACAGCACUUGUUUGACCAGAUAGGGGUGAAGGAUAGCUCAGGCUUGAGGCGAUGUAGUCUCGCUUGUGCCGUCUGGUGCCCCUUGGCCCCGGGCAGUGUUGGCACUCACAACUCGGAUCUCAAGGAAGGACGUGUUGACCUAAAGACACUCAGUGAACAGUAUGGUGCUGAUGCCCCGGAGGGAUACUGCGUCAAUAUCAAGGAUAGUCAGCUACGACACUCCCAGGACCAGGACUCACCCGAACCAGGAGAGGAAGAAGGCUCUGUGUCGCAACUGAAACUGCUGGCCGAGCCUGCGCCCACAACUACGCCAGCAGAGACAGCUCUGUUUGCUGCCCGCAGAAUCGCACGGGCGUACGGUGAAGCAUGGCCUUUCCUGCCAGCUGGGGCGCUCCCCAGAGUUCCCUUGCCAGGGGAUCCGUAUUAUGUUGGCUUGCAGACAGCGGGAGGCUUGUCAUUACUCGCGGCGGCAUUGCUAACUCCCGAUGCACAGAUAGAACAAGUUGAGGUGUGGCUCCCUCAUCCAGUUGAGGUGAAUGCAGCAUGUGCAGAGAUUCAGCGAUAUCGUGACGCUCUGCGCCUGUUCUUCUUUCCUUCCCUGAUCCCAGUUUGGCCCCAGCCUAGUGAAAAGUGGGCCACUUUCCUUGCCUUGCCUGCAUGGGCAGGAGAAGGCAUUAUCAUUUGUAUUGAUGCUCGGCAAUACGACGGGCGAGUCUUCUCGUGUGCAUGCCCCUUGGUAGCCGACAGGUUCACCAUACUGCAUGCUGCAGGUCUGCUCGGUCAGCCCGUCGAUGUGCAUACACCCUUCCUCGCAGAGCCAGUGGGUGAAGAGGAGGACCUCCAGCUUCAGCUUGGCUUGUGCAUCACGAUCAUGCCGAGGGGCCAGCCACCGCCGCCUCUACUCGACAUAGAAGUCUUGCUGAACUUUCCAUUAUCGUGGCGUCGCGGACCAGCAUUUCCCGUUGUGCCGACAUCAGCCUAUUACUGUGCGGCCACUGAAGGCGGCCAUCGUCUCUUUGCCAUAGGCCCAGCGCGAUCCUGGUUCUACAGGGAGGAUUUAGCUGCCUUGCUGCUUUGCCCUGUGGAGAGGCUCGCACAUGUUGGCCGUGCCGCACUGUCAUUGCGGCAGCUAGCACUGUUGGUCAACCUACCGCACCUUCUCACCUUGUAUUGGUCGACUGCAGACCUCUUCUUCAAGGUGUUUCAGUUGGAGUUGCUCUUCUCGUUAAGCUUCGCGGGUAUUGCCAAAGUGUUGAAAUGUGGAGUGCUCGAAGUCAAUGUUUUUGUACUGGCUCCACAGGCUGCACAGACCUUUUCAAACAUUGGCUGCAACGAGGCUAUGCGGCUCAAUCUCCUGGUGUGCUCCUUCAACGUCCUAACGUUGGGAGCUUCCUUGGAGGAUUCGGACGGAUCCGGCAUAGGUAGCAUCCAGUCGACGCAGAUAGGGGAAGUUGGACAGGAGACUGAGGACUUGCCGGGGCAACACUGGCAUCAGAUCCUCGCAGAAAUGAAGUGCUUCUUGCCCUGCACCUUUGCUGCGUUUCAGCGCGGGGAGACCCACACGUAUGUCCAGAAGCGCAAUAAGAAACAUUGCCGGCCUGACAUGAUAGGAAUUCCAAUUAGUUGGCAUACCAAUGCUGUCCGGGCGUGGGUGGCGGCAGAAAUUCAUGUUGCGCUUGCCACGCAGGAUCACUAUGCUACUUGCGUCACAGUUGACCUAGAGAUGGCUUUGCCAGUUAGCGCAAAAAAGGGUGCACCCAAGAAAGUGACGCCCGAGCUCAUCUGUGACCCACACAAUCAGAGCGCUAUCAAAGAGGUGCCCUGGGCUGUGUCUUCGCAUGCGCAUGCCGCCAUUGUGGUUAAGCAUUUGCAAGAUGGGUUAGGCGCCUUGGCGACUACUGUGCGGUCCAGGCCCCACCAGCCCUACAUCACGGAUAGCACCUGGCAACUUCAACGUGCCGUCACAGGGUGGAAGCGCUCCUUGCGUCGCCUGCAGACACAAAAGCGGCUCCAAACCGUCGCGAUCUGUCUCGCGCUUUGGCGGGGUAUCAAUGCGCCGGACAACCGCUGCGAGCAUCCUUUACUAUGUGGAUGGAUGACCAAGGCGAUUGUGUCAGAAAUUGCGCAUUUUUACCAUCUGAACAUUUUGUGCAAGCUGCGCCAAGCAUGCAGAGACGAUCGGGACAGCUACGUUGGCGAUCUAGCCCGUCAGGCCUCGGAAAAGAGGUCCUGUUUUAUCCUCUUUACAGAUAUAGCCUCCGCGUUCUAUUCCGUGGUGCGGCAACUGGUGGCCUCAGGAGGUCUGUCAUCUGGCUCGGCAUUGAGCCUAGAAGGCCUCCACCUGCCUCCCGAAGACAUAGCUGCCCUCUUGGAACAUGCGGCACAGCCAUCCGCUCUGGCAGAGGCAGGGGCCACUAGUUGGUUGGAGGCAGUCGCCCAUAGGCUGACAGAUGCCACGUGGUUUGUGUUGCAACAAGACCAUACCCCAGUGGUCACGUCGCGAGGGACCCGUCCGGGGUCAUCUUGGGCCGACAUUCUGUUCUCAUUUGUAGUCAAGAAAAUUCUGCACCGCAGGGAUGUGCUCAUGGGUUGCAAUCCUUGCCAGGCAGUCCGGGCAGUCAGCCUUCCAUGCGACGGGUCUGUGUCUUUGUGUCUUCAGGAUACAGACAGCAGUAUCUCGCUCGAUGACCUCAUUUGGGCAGAUGACAUAGCGACGAUGAGAGCCGCUAAUACGGCAGCUGGCCUUCAACCGGCCAUGCAGAAUGUGGCGGGUAACACCUGCGACGCAUUUACAGAACAUGGGUUUCGGCUCUCUUUUGGCCGUAAUAAGACGGCGGCACUGGCGCAGCCAGCUGGCAACGGAGCCAGAGCUGUCCGACGCUCCCUGUUCGGCCACCGAGGCCUACAGGGCACUCUCCAGACCCUUCGGGAGAAUGAUGUACCGGCCCAGAUACCCCUGGUGUCAGUGUAUAAGCACCUUGGUGCCCAGAUCUCGGUUUCUGGCAAGAUGGAAGACGAAAUCGCUUAUCGCAUAGCCCAAGCCAGGGUGGCUUUUGCCGAAGGGCGCCGAAAGGUGUUCAAAGCGCCCGGCAUCGCCAUACAGCGCAAAUCCUUCAUUUUGCGUUCUUUCGUCCUACCAAAGCUGUUGUACGGUUCAGGCUCAUGGCCUCCACUGUCCAGUCGUGAACAGCAGCGCUUCAACGGUGCAUUGUGGGCCUUUUACAGACAGAUCCUGUGCAUUCCGGCAAUGUCGGAUCAACACUUUUCUUAUGCCACAAUUCUGACGCUGGUUGGCUUGCCAGGACCUCGCACUGUUUUGCACGUGCAAAGGCUCUUGUAUUUAGGUCAGCUAAUCAGGCAUGCCCCUAGCGAAUUGUGGGCUCUGCUUAAGUUGGAUCGACCUUAUGCUGCCCUCAUGCAGGAAUCUACGCGAUGGCUGCAUGGUUGGACCCACCGCACCACCCCUUUGCCAAAUCCGGAUUGCCAGUGGACCUGCUGGGUCGAGCUGAUGAACAGUUCACCAGGCAAAUAUAAAGGCUGGGUGCUUCGUGCUCAAGGUUUGGAGUGCAAAAGGUGCCAUGUCGCUGCAGCCUUGGAUGGCUUAUACCGUGUCCUUCGGUCUUAUGCUAUACCAGUGACUGUCGGAGCACAAGGUGACCAUCAGGCAGCUGAGGUUUGCAUUCCAUGCAGGAAAACCUUCCAAUCGAGGGUUGCAUGGUCAUGCCAUGCCCAGAAGGUUCAUGGUUAUAGAACCCAUGCACACCUUCGGCGCAAAACCACUGCUGUCCCUCUCUGCCAAGCAUGUGGUAAGCUGUAUGCUUCCCCAGGCCGGUUGCAGCGUCAUUUGAUGUAUAGUGUUCAGUGUGUUCAGAGGUGGGGCUCUUUCAAGCCUACUGGGAAGGUUUUGCAAAGUGCACAUUUGCAAGCCCCGCCAGAGCAACUUGCCGGUGAACAGCAGGAAUCUUCCUUCAUAGAUUUCCAGCCCGGUAUCUCUGAACCUUUGCUGCAGGCCCUGCUUGAAAUCGAUCCAGCAGAUGAACAUGCGCUUUGGAGUACUGUAAUGGAACAUAUUGAACCUCUCCAGACUCUCCGUGAUACCGUCAGCAUUUGGUCUGAUCGAGUGGCAUCCCCCACUGCCACAGCUACGGCUGAAAACCUGUUGCUGCUUCUGGAUCCGGAGCUUCUAGGAGAGACUCCCGUUCAGCCACGAGAACGGCCCCAGUGUCCUGCUGAUGUUUCAGUUGACUGGCCGACACUGCCAGCCUAUAGCAUUUAUGUUUCGGGGGAUAGACCGUACCUGGACUUGGCUGCCCCGCCACCGGUGUCCCUUCCUCCUCUUGGAAGCACGAGUAUCACUCUGCGCCAAGCCACGGAAUAUGCGUGCUGGUUAGAGCAGGCCUGUGUCUGCAUUGCCAAGUGUCUUGCAGGGGGUAGCGAAGCUGCUCCCUGCAUACAGUGUGUUGGCUUAGAGGCGGGGCUCGGGCCCGCAGCCGGCUGGCUUCGAGCUGGAGGGGCGACCUUCACCGCCAGCGGCUUGAGUUUUCGUAGGAGCUGA